Messenger RNA from Daktulosphaira vitifoliae (grape phylloxera), 1081 nucleotides. Its product is annotated as AN1-type zinc finger protein 1-like. The coding region runs from base 1 to 855 and encodes 284 amino acids. The transcript is spliced from 3 exons. Gene Ontology annotation, cellular component: cytoplasm. The record is from RefSeq and is a predicted model, not a curated record. Lineage: Eukaryota; Metazoa; Arthropoda; Insecta; Hemiptera; Phylloxeridae. Gene Ontology annotation, molecular function: zinc ion binding.
AUGGAAUUUCCUAAUUUUGGGAAACAUUGUGCUUAUACAGAUUGUAAGCAAUUAGAUUUUUUACCAGUUCACUGUGGGUUAUGCCAAAAAAUAUUUUGUAGUGAUCAUUCAAGACCUGAUAACCAUCAAUGUAUUCCAACUACUGUUGUUGAAGAUACUGGGAUAAAAUUUGAGACAACUUGGUAUAAGUGCACUCAUGAGACUUGUGAUACAAAAAACCCAUGUGAAAUGCUAUGUCCUAAGUGUGACAAACACUAUUGCCUAGCUCAUAGACAUCAUGGUUGUCUUGAUGAACUUCCUGGAUGUGAGCGCAAAAAGAUUUUAAGAGAAGCAGCUAAAAAAUCUAAAAACCAAUUUGCAAUUGUCAAAGAAGAAGCUGACAAAAAGAUUGAAGCUAGUUUAAAACAAGCAGAACUACAGCCUGAAAAAAGAAAAAUGGCUCAACAGAUUAGAUUAAUGAAACUCAAAAGCAAAGCCUUAGGAGAUAAUAAGAUACCAACAAAUGAUAGAGUUUAUUUUUCAGUUCAUCCACCCAUAAAAAAUGAUAAAAGUAUUUCUGCAGUACCUCUAUUUACUAGUAAAAAUUGGACUGUUGGGCGAACUAUUGAUUUAUUUGCAGUUCGUUUAAAAAUUGAAAACCGGAAUGAUAAAAGUAGUGCACCCAAACUUAGGUUAUUCAAACUUUAUGAUGGUUAUCAUAUUUCAGAAACAAUGGACUGUGUGUUUGGACGUAUGAUUACUGAUGGUUUAAUAUUUAAUGGAGAUUCAUUAAUUCUUCAUUAUGUUGAUGUUUCAGUAAGUCCUGUGCAAUUAGAUUCAGAAUCAUUGGAAAAAUAUAAGUUAUCGACUGUGUAAAAAUUUGAAUAAUUUAUUGUUAUAAUAAAAAAUAUUAAUGAUCGCUAAUGUUAUAACUAAUGAAAUAAAAAAUUUUAAUUGUAAAAUAUGUUUUUGAUGUUUUGUUUAGUAUAAUUUAUAAGUGUAAAUAAAAGUUAUUUGCUUAUAUUUAUAUUACUUAUAGUAUAUAUUUGUUAGUAAUUUUUUUUAAGAUUUAUUAAAAAUAAAAGUACUUUAAUAGAUGCAA